CUCAUGAACCAGGAAGAACCUAUGGGAAGAACAUCUGUCAGUUUACGGGUUUACUGUCUAUGACAUGGUCAUACAUUUCAUCUACUCUUGCAAAUCUGUAUUAUGCUGACAUUUGCAUUAACGAUCGUCCGACAUGGGGAAACGCAAUACAACAGAGAUAAAUUGCUUCAAGGUCAGGGAAUUGACACACCACUGUCAGAGACGGGACAUAAGCAGGCGGCCGCAGCUGGCCAGUACCUCAAAGAUCUGCAUUUCACCAAUGUCUUUGUCAGUAACCUGCAAAGAGCCAUCCAGACAGCUGAAAUCAUUUUAGGAAACAACCUUCAUUCUUCUACGACUGAGAUGAUAUUGGAUCCUCUUCUCAGAGAGAGGGGUUUCGGGGUGGCAGAGGGAAGACCAAAGGAACAUCUGAAGAACAUGGCAAACGCAGCGGGUCAGGCAUGCCGAGAUUACACACCUCCCGGCGGAGAGACGCUGGAACAGGUAGAAAUUGAGCCUUUCUCUAGGAAAACCAGUCUUGAAUUAAUAUUGUGAAAUAUAUUAUUACAAUCUAAAACAACUGUAAUAUAUUUUAAAAUGUAAUUUAUUUCAUGUGAUCAAAGCUGUAUUUUCAGCAUUACACCAGUCAUAAUUAGUCACGGGGCGUUUAUUCGUGUGUCUGUGCGUCACCUAGUAGAGGACCUGCAGUGCUGUCUGCCAGCCGGCCUGAAGAUGAACCAGGUGUUCUCCCCGUGCCCGAACACUGGCAUCAGCAGGUUCAUCAUCACCCUCCGCGGAGAGGAGAGCGCCCGCAUCCAGUGUGUCUUUAUCAACAGAAAAGACCACCUGGAUGAUGUCAAAAACUCUGAUUAACAGUAUUAUGUGACCGUUUGGUUUAUCUGGCAUGGCCAGUGUUGUUAUUUAUUGCUCCUUAGACAUUCAACGACUGAAGCGAAAAGCACAGAUAAGUGUGUGUGAUUUGAUUUUAUUGUGUAAAUUAUUUAACUGCAGUGAUUUAUUUAUCCCGUCCCCUGACUGAACGCAAACAAUCGUAAGACGUCUUUUUGAUGUUCUCCGUUAUAUAAGCACUUUAUACUCGCACUACUGUGGUUUUGGCCUCUAGACUUCAUGCAUACUGAACAUAUAUAUUCAUUUAUAUGCAAUAAAGAGAUUCAGAGAAAUGUAAAGCUAA
This is a messenger RNA of Pimephales promelas (fathead minnow), 1171 nucleotides long. NCBI's taxonomy places the organism in Eukaryota, Metazoa, Chordata, Actinopteri, Cypriniformes, Leuciscidae. The record is from RefSeq and is a predicted model, not a curated record.